AAAGGCCAAGGUCGCCGCGAUAGCGCGAUUUACAAUUCCGGCUUCACCCAGAUGGCGGUGCCAUUUCAAGAGUACUUGACCCGGAUCUAUCUUGUCACCCGAUUGACCUCACCUGCCCCUCAAAAGAACGUUGAAAACUAUAAAAAGGCCGCUAUAUCUCCUCUACUCCACAAAACCAGCAAGUCGUGCACCAAUUUCCGUGGCAAGAAGUUUCACUGAAGUGUAUACAAGCAUACACAACAUGGCUACGUUAAGGAUGACUUUUGUUGCAUUGGCCGUUGUAGCGCUCUCUGCACACGUUUCAGCCUGCACCUCGUCUGUCUCCGUCAACAUCGGGGUAUCGGAGGCGGCCCAGUGUGCCUACGUCUUCAGCUUGGACGAGCUGGACGACUGCACUUGCCCGAGCCUUGAAGAGGCAAUGCGCCGCUGGCUCGCUCAACGCCCGACUCCUGUUGCACAAGACCUGGUUGCUCAUUAUGCGUUCGAGGAAGACCUGUCUGAUUCCACAGUGAACCGUCGUAAUGGGAGCGCGGAUGGCCAAAUUACUUACGCUGAUGGGCAGUGCGGAAAAGCCGCCGUCUUCAACGGCUCGUCCAAGGUGGAGGUGGGCGCUUUCAGCAACUUUAUCUGGGGUUCACAGUUCAGUGUCAGCGUCUGGUUCAAGAGAACCGGAUCGAGAGACACUUACCAGGGAAUCGUCAACACCGGUUACCACACCACUGGUUCCUGGGAGAUCCGUAUGGGAAGAGAGAACAGUGGUCAGAUGAUUGGUGGUGGGGUGGUCACGGCAAACAACGCCCCAACUUGGAACUAUGCCUACCUGACAGCCAGCUUUGGAGAGUGGCACCACGCGGUCAUGACGUACAACGGAUCCCAACUGCUCUUCUACCUGGACAACCAGCUGCAGUCUGGGGACCAUGACUGUUGCCAUGGAGACAUCAUCUCCAAGAACACCCCCUUGACCAUUGGUCAGGCUGGGGUGGGAAUGAGUCACGAGUAUUUCGUUGGCUUGAUCGACGAGGUCAAGAUCUUUAGUAAGGCGCUGUCUGCUUCUGAGGUUGAUAAAAUGUUCACAGAUCCUUGUUUUAUCGGCGAUGUCUCCCCAUGUCACAAUUAAAGAAUACUUUCACGUAAAACACAUUCGGGACUAUUUUAGAAUGACUAAUCGUUCGAUUGUGUUCGUUUUAGCAGUACCAAAAAUAAGAAAAGUUAUGCUAUAGUAUUCUAUGGAUUUCUACAAAGUUGAAACAUCUUCAAGGUGGCUUUUUUUUUUACUUUAACUUGCAGCAUCUGAUUUUCUAACCCAAUUGCCGAUGCUUUGGCCCACUUUGCAUGACAGAAAAGUAAUUGUGAUAUUUCGCAUCCGAUUUUCUGUUUUUAGUUUUAUUUCGUUGAAUAUUACUUCUGUUAAAGUCUUUUGUACAAAAGAAUUGUUGAUAUUAUUGCUCGCCUUGCAAAGUUUGCAAAAUAAAAUGGAUUUGCUAUUAAAUGUUGAAAUA
Acanthaster planci (crown-of-thorns starfish) is the source of this 1499-nucleotide messenger RNA. RefSeq lists its product as uncharacterized. The record is from RefSeq and is a predicted model, not a curated record. NCBI's taxonomy places the organism in Eukaryota, Metazoa, Echinodermata, Asteroidea, Valvatida, Acanthasteridae.